Messenger RNA from Salvelinus fontinalis (brook trout), 1545 nucleotides. RefSeq lists its product as uncharacterized. NCBI's taxonomy places the organism in Eukaryota, Metazoa, Chordata, Actinopteri, Salmoniformes, Salmonidae. The record is from RefSeq and is a predicted model, not a curated record. The transcript has 3 exons. The coding region runs from base 418 to 1545 and encodes 375 amino acids.
UCCCCGCCCUUCACAAAACCGAAAACGAGGCACGAGCUCUAGGUCAUUAGAAUCUUGAUCGUCCACGUCAAACCAAGUUUUGACGUUUGCUACAAAAUAACACUUUUUCGCCUUAACGUUUCUUUUUUUAUUAGUAGCUAGCUACGCGAAAAAUACAUGCAGGCUCUAUUUCAAUGACAUCGGAACAUGUCUCGUAAAGUUCAGGUUGUAGACGUUUCCAUAACAGCAAUGUUUAACUGUGCCCUUCCAGAGGCAAGAGAGACAAUUUACAAGCCAGAGUCCCAGACAGUCCCAUCCGGCUAGACAGUCAGUAGCCUACUGUUCUUGUUGUUCCUUGUUUGGGGAUAGAAUUGGGAAAAGGCUACUUUUAUCUUUUGGAUAUCUUUCUCAGGUAUGUCCUGGUGUUUUCCUUUGUAGAUGAAUACUUAUACUAGUAUCAAAUGUUUUAGAAAAGCAGCUUUUGCUUACAUAAUAUUAGAGCAUCAUGUUUACAGUGUGAACUUUUAUUUAAGGCCAAAUUGUAGACAAGUAGACAUAGGAAUGGGCCGGAGGAACCAACCAAGGGCAACAAGACCAGAAAUAGGUGAUAAACGGGUAACACCUGACCCUCUUCCAAUGGUUGUUGGAGCAGUGAAAUGUGUACUACCCAGGAAGACUGCCUUAAAGUUAAUUAAGGCUUGUGAAGUAACCACAAACAUAGGAAGUUCUGUCUCCAAUACGUAUGAGAGAUUAGACAAUAGAGUGGUGAAAAUCUGUGUCAAUCUAUGGCCUGUCCUGGCUUCAGCCAAAGAGCCUGUAGAGGAAAGCAGUGAUUCACUGGAUGAAGAGGAACCUGGGACCAGCACAGAUACAAGGACCUUCAACACAUCAAAGUCUGGUGAGCAGCGUCCGAGAGACCAAGAAAGGAGACCCCACGUUAGACAAGAAUUGGACAGGGCUAAAGCAAGCCGUCUAGUGAAGCCUAUUUUACUACCACCCAUAAGUAAACUAUCCCCUACAACACGACUAGCACAUUCAGAGUGCAUGGGAAUGCCAGUGUCACACACAUCUCUGCCACAGAUAUGUGUAUCAGACCAAGAUGCCUUGGUCAAAUCCUCCAAGGGGACAAAAGCCAAUGAGAAUAAGGCACCAUUUCCCAUGAUCCUAUUGCAGAAGACCAGCACUUUGAUGGACAGCACCAUUAUCUCCCAAUGUAGGUCUGCCCAGGUUCACCUCCCUGAGAUCUCAGUGUCCAGUAUAGAAGGUCUGCUUCAGAGAGUUGCAGAGCGAGUGGGAAGGAGAGAGAGAAAGAGGGAUGAGACGUCGGGACUGAACAAUCCUGAUCAUCUUCUCAUGGCUGGCGCACUGCGAAACCUGAGAGAGAAGAGGCUCCAGCAUCGGGGAGACUAUAGCUCAGAGGGAGCGGUAAGAUGUCCAGAGGUCAAGCCAAUCGGUGGGCAGAAAGGGACCACUCUAGUAACAGAGAAUGGUAUGCAGAACCCUGCCUCACUCUGCAAUAAAACCAAACUGCCUGUCAUCCUUAGUAUGACCAAAGGCAGCCUUUGA